AUGGCUCAUCGUGGUCACACGAGGUCCCAAUCAUUUUCCUCUUCUCAGCCACCUCCGUCUCAGAAAUUGAAACACGACCCCGUGAUAGAUAAAACUGCUCACAGCACGGUGUCAUGCGUUUACCAAACACAUAUCGGAGGGUUCUGGCGAAACGUGACAGUUUUAUGGAGCAAGAACCCGAUGAACAAUUCAUUAAGCAUAUCGGUCGAUAGCAUGCAAAGUGAUCACAAUCAGACGUGCAAGAUUGAUUUCAAACCUUGGCAUUUUUGGGCAAAAAAGGGUUACAAGACUUUCGAGGUUGAUGGAAACCAAUUGGACGCCUACUGGGAUCUUCGAUCAGCAAAAUUUUCCGGCAGCCCAGAACCCUGUAAAGAUUUCUAUGUCGCGUUAGUAUCUGACGAAGAAGUUGUGUUACUAGUAGGGGAUUUCAAGAAAAAGGCUUAUAAGAGGACAAAAUCCAGACCUGCCCUUGUCGAUGCAGCUCUGUUUUCUAAAAAAGAACACGUUUUCGCCAAGAAAUGUUUCUCCACAAGAGCCAAGUUUGAUGACAGGCAAAAGGAGCACGAGAUCAUAGUAGAGAGUUCGACAUCAGGGAAUAAGGAUCCCGAAAUGUGGAUCAGCAUAGAUGGGAUUGUACUGAUACACAUUCGGAAUUUGCAGUGGAAAUUCAGAGGAAACCAGACCGUAUUAGUUGACAAGCAACCAAUACAAGUCUUUUGGGACGUACAUUCUUGGCUAUUCUGUGCCCCGGGCUCCAAUCACGGGAUGUUCAUCUUCAAGCCUGGUACAGCAGAAGCAGAUAGUGAUAAGGAAGAAAGCAGCCAAUGUGAUGAUAGUGACAGCAGCGACAAUAGCUGGUAUUACUCGACAAAAAGCUAUGUGAAAGCAUCACAGUUCUGUCUUUUCCUAUAUGCGUGGAAGAUCGAGUGA
Messenger RNA from Fraxinus pennsylvanica, 930 nucleotides. NCBI's taxonomy places the organism in Eukaryota, Viridiplantae, Streptophyta, Magnoliopsida, Lamiales, Oleaceae. The record is from the annotation of a GenBank genome assembly.